UAUUGUAAAAAAACUUUAAAUUUAGACUGUUGUUUAUUUGAUUAUUAAACUUAUUGAAUUCUUUUCAAAGCUGGUAUUUGCUUUUUUGUUUAAAAAAAAUUCUUUGAAUCACAGCAAUGUCUUAUCGUCAAACCAUGGUCGUUACUUAUCGUCUAAUUUAUUGAUAAAAUAGUAUUUAUACUAUCUACCCGAUUGUAGUUCCGUUUCCUUGACCGUUUCUAUCAAAGUCAUUUUCCAUCCGUUCUUAAUAGGACGUAAUAAAAUGUCGUUGUUAAUUUAUUUAAAUCCCUUUAGACUGUUUCGAGACUUUGUUCGUGCACCGGUAGAAAGUUUUGUUACCGACCAGUAUAUUGGGUAUAAGAAGAAAACAAAUGAAAGUAUCACCAGCGUCAAAGAAUUAAUAUAUAGAGCUGGUAUUUUAUUAGUGUUUUUCUCUGCUAUAUUAUGGAUAUCUAUAUUUAUGUAUAUAGCAUUUUACUAUACAUAUAUGCCAAAUGUUACUCAUGUAAGGCCAGUUCACCUGCAGUUUAAAUCCUGUGAAGAUCAAAUGGGACUCUGUUCAUAUCCUUAUGCUUAUGUUCAGCUGACAAAAGCCAGUUAUGUUUUAAUGUCAGGGCAGCCCUACAGAAUCAAGUUAGUCAUGGAUGUGCCUGAAUCACCUAACAAUAAGGACCUAGGUAUGUUCAUGGUGUGCCUACAAAUGCGUGGAAAGGGGGGUACAUUAGUCUCCUCUUCAUGCCGAUCAGCUAUGCUUAAUUAUAGGUCGAAAUUGCACUACUAUAUCCGUACAUCGUUGUUCUCACCGCUAUUUCUACUUGGAAUAGAUGAUGAGCGACAGGAAAUACAAGUGGAGCUUUUUAGCGACUUUCAAGAUGAUCCAAACAGCCCUGUAACUGAUGCAUACAUCGAACUGCAGUCUCGCUUUGUGCAAGUCCACUCGUGUUCAUUGCACGUCGAGGCUCACUUUUCAGGGCUACGAUACGCGAUGUACUAUUGGCCACGGGCCUCCGCCCUCUGCGGAAUCUCCACGAAUUUAUUCUUUACAUCGCUCGUGUUUAUAAUGAGCUGGUAUCACUUACAAGAUGGCCUACCUGAGUUUAUUAAGACUAAAUUCAAGGCAGAAGUCAAAAGUGAACCAGAUGAAAAGAAACAGAUUAGCAAAGUAAAACUUGAACGGAAAGAUUCAUUUCCAUUGAUCGAAGAAGAGGCACUGGCUAUUCUAGAAGAAUAUCAAACGUUGGAGAAAAAGAAGACGUAGACUGAUUUAUUUAUAGCUUUAAUUUUGUCCCUUAAGGGACACUGUGACAUUGUUUUAGACUGAGAUAAAUUUAUUUUUAAUAAGUUGAAAACUUUAAAAAUCGUUCUGCCGUAUAGUACUUUUAUUAAAUUUGUUUUUCUGUUGCAGUAAUAUAAUGGUUCCAUAGCUAUUGUACCUGUCUAUAAACUGUUUAGUGUAUAAUGUGAUUGUUUAAUGAACUGAAUUUGAAAAUAAACAAUAGAAAUGCUAUAUUUAAUAAGCUUUAGCAAUUGUGAGCUUUAAAUGUAUUCUACUAAGCACUGUUCCUAAAAACAUAUCUAAUUAAUACAGAUUAUAUUUGAAAGAAUCAAAUUUACAAAUUCCAUGUAUUCUACGGGUUAAAUUUAUAAAUUUGUCUUAAUUCGAGACACCGCUGAGUCUGGCGUUAGGAUCAUUGUCUCGUAUUUAAUCUCACCCUAACGGUUACAGCUAUAAUCUAUGGUACUCAGAGAUAUGUCAAGUCUGUCAGCUGUCAUACCAGAUAGAAUAAAGACUUAUGUAGGUUUGAUAUAGUUAUAUACAGAAUUAAUAGUUUCCUAUAAUUAUACAAGUUAUAACUUUGCCUUUUCACUAGCACAACAACAGACUUUCAAUUCAGAAAUAUUUUAAAGUAAUUAACAAAAAUGAAUUUAAUAAUCUAUUAAUUUUAUAUAAGUUUAUAUUUUUAAUACUUGAAGAGUGGGCAUGUCUUUAUAUUUUGACAUUCAAACAAGGAAUUAGUAUUACGUAGUACAAUUUAGUAAAUUAACAUAAUUUAUGAGCAAUGUUAUAAGGAAUACUAUAGUGAUAUUUUUUUAUUUGGGGAUUAAAUACUUAUAAAAAUGA
Messenger RNA from Pieris rapae (cabbage white), 2122 nucleotides. RefSeq names its product seipin (gene Seipin). The coding region runs from base 263 to 1258 and encodes 331 amino acids. Lineage: Eukaryota; Metazoa; Arthropoda; Insecta; Lepidoptera; Pieridae. Gene Ontology annotation, biological process: lipid storage; lipid droplet organization. The transcript is spliced from 8 exons. The record is from RefSeq and is a predicted model, not a curated record. Gene Ontology annotation, cellular component: endoplasmic reticulum membrane.